This is a messenger RNA of Plasmodium yoelii, 2301 nucleotides long. Its product is annotated as tryptophan-rich antigen. The coding region runs from base 1 to 2301 and encodes 766 amino acids. NCBI's taxonomy places the organism in Eukaryota, Apicomplexa, Aconoidasida, Haemosporida, Plasmodiidae. The record is from RefSeq and is a predicted model, not a curated record. The transcript has 2 exons.
AUGGAAACAAUAAAUACAGAUGAAGAUAUUAAUACUUUAAGCGUGGAUACUAUAGAUGAUGAACAUGAUGAUAGUCAAAUUUUAUUUAGUGAUGAAGAUAAAACAAGCGAUCUAGAUAUUCAAAAUGUUCCUAAUGUGGCGAAUAGCACUAAUGAAUUACUUGAUUCUGAAACAGUAGAUGAAACAUUAUCUGAAGCACUUGAUGAACCAUUAAUUAAUUCUGAUGGCGUAAUUACCAAUGAAAUCCCAGUGGGGAAUGCUGAAAUUUUAAGGCAAAUAAUUAUAUUAUAUUCGAAGAUUAAUAUGAUAAGAUUUAAUAGUAUGAUUUCUAAAUUUUCAGAUUCUAUUAAACCUAUAAUACAUUAUCCAUUAGCUCACAAUGCCAUAACCUAUAGUAAAGUAAUAACUGACAAAUUAGAAAAUAGCCGUAUAUUCCUUCUAAAAUAUAAGGAAGAAUUAGAAAAUCUCCAAGUCGUACAAAGGUUAAGAGAAUAUACCAUGAAUAUGCAUAUUGGGGAUAACCCUUUGCAAUUACUAAUGAUAACAUUUGCAGCUUUAAUCAUUAGUUUUUUAUUGCCAAGAAUUUUUAAAAGAAUUAAUAAUAAUAUAAAACUUCCCAUACCAUGCACUAAUGAAGAACAUAAAAAUAAAUCAGAAAAAGAUGUAGAUAAUAUAGAAGAAUCUGAAGAAUGUAAAGAGGAAUUAUGGGAAUCCUGGAAAUCCGAUUUAGAUUACAAUUUUGAAGAAUUCAAUUCUAAAUUAGAAGAUGAUGCAAAAAAAAUGAUUGAGGUUAAAGGUAAAGAAUGGAAUCAGUGGAAAGAAAAUUAUGAAAAUAAAUGGAUGCAUUAUAAUGAAAAUUUAGAAAGAGCAUAUAAAAAAAAUAUUCUUACAGAAUCAUCAGACUUUGAUGAUGAACAAUGGGCAGAAUGGGUAAAAAACGAAGUUGAAAAAUCCAUGGAUUUAGAAUUCAAAAACUGGUUAUUAAAAAAUAAAUAUAAUAUGGAUAAAUGGGCUAGGCGCGAAUGGGAUAAUUGGAAAAAAAAUAUAUUCGAUGAAUGGCUAUCAUCUGAUUGGAAAGUUCGUGAGGAUAAAUAUUGGAAGAAAUGGAAAUAUAUUAAUAAACGGCUUAUUAAAUUAUAUAAGUCGAAAUUUAAAAAUAUGAAAAAAUGGGAAAAUAGAUUAAAUAAAGAAUCACUUGAAUGGAAAGAAUGGGUAGAAGUUAAAAAUUACUUUUUUACGAAUAAGAAAAGUAACGAGUGGGAAAAAUUUGAAAAUGAUACAAUCCAGAAUUAUGAAGAAUGGCGUAAUGAAUUUAUAGACAAACUAAUAAAAGAAAAGAAAUGGAAUCUUUGGAAAGAUGAAAAAGAAAAUUAUAAGCCCCCAAAAAGAAAAUUAAAAGAAAAGGAGAAAACAGAAAAGGAGAAAACAGAAAAGGAACAAAAAAGCGAUUUGAAUAAUUCAUCAUCCAAAAACCCCAACUCACCAAAUACAGAAAACAAUGCUUUUAAUUUUGUAUAUAAAUUUUUUAAACAAUGGAAUACUCCAUUUUCUAAUUUUAAGCCAGAAUAUGGAAGUAGGAAUAAUUUGAAUACUGCAAAUCGAUAUUAUAUGGAAUCUAAUAGAAAUGAUAAUAAUUUGAAUACUGCAAAUCGAUAUUAUAUGGAAUCUAAUAGAAAUGAUAAUAAUUUGAAUACUGCAAAUCGAUAUUAUAUGGAAUCUAAUAGAAAUGAUAAUAAUUUGAAUACUGCAAAUCGAUAUUAUAUGGAAUCUAAUAGAAAUGAUGAUAAUUUGAAUACUGCAAAUCGAUAUUAUAUGGAAUCUAAUAGAAAUGAUGAUAAUUUGAAUACUGCAAAUCGAUAUUAUAUGGAAUUUAAUAGAAAUGAUAAUAAUUUGAAUACUGCAAAUCGAUAUUAUAUGGAAUCUAAUAUAAAUGAGAAUAAUUUGAAUACUACAAAUCGAUAUUCUAUGGAACCUAAUAGAAAUGAGAAUAAUUUGAAUACCCAUAAUAAUGAUUAUAAUUUAUUAAAUAAAGCUUGUAAUUUUUGGAAAAGUAUAAAUGGAUCCACAGCCUCACUAAAUGAUAAUUGUAAUCAUCGAGAUUUCCGAAAUACUAAUUUAAAUACGUCAAAUAGACGAAAUUGGAAAUGGAAUAAUCGAAAUGGACCUCCUAAAUCGACAUAUGAAUUUAGGAAACGCCCGAAUACUCAAAAUAGUGAUUACAACCCAAUGGUUGGUAUAUUGAAAUAUAUGGAUACUCAAAAUAACCAUUAUAACCUAUCAAAUGUAAAUUGGAAUCAUUAG